This is a messenger RNA of Nestor notabilis (Kea), 1408 nucleotides long. RefSeq names its product heparanase (gene HPSE). NCBI's taxonomy places the organism in Eukaryota, Metazoa, Chordata, Aves, Psittaciformes, Psittacidae. The transcript is spliced from 11 exons. Gene Ontology annotation, molecular function: hydrolase activity, acting on glycosyl bonds. The annotation marks the transcript as partial. The record is from RefSeq and is a predicted model, not a curated record. Gene Ontology annotation, cellular component: extracellular matrix; membrane.
CAAUCCCAAACUGCGUGCCCUGGCGACAGCCUUGUCCCCAGGCUUCCUGAGGUUUGGUGGCACUGAGACAGAUUUUCUCAUCUUUGAUCCCAACAAGGAUUCGACAUUGGAAGAAAGAAUCAUCUGGCAACUUCAGGCCCAGCAAGAGGCCUGUGGCUCAAGGCCUGUGUUUGCUGCUGUUGAGAGGCUGCUGCUGGCCCAGUGGCCCAGCCAGGAGAAGCUGAUUCUUGUGGAGCACAACUGGAGAAAGCACAAAAAUACCACCAUUACAAGAAAUACCCUGGAUAUUCUCUACAGCUUUGCAAACUGCUCAGGGUUUCACCUCAUCUUUGGGCUCAACGCCUUGCUGCGGAAAGAUGGCUUGCAGUGGGACAGCUCCAAUGCCCAGGCACUGCUGGACUACUGUGCCUUGCGGAGGUACAACAUCUCCUGGGAGCUUGGGAAUGAGCCCAAUAGCUUCAGGAAGAAAUCUGGUGUCUACAUCGAUGGCUUCCAGCUGGGGCAAGACUUUGUUCACUUACGCCACCUCCUCAGUAACUAUACCCUCUACCGGCACGCCAAGCUCUAUGGUCCUGACGUCGGGCAGCCCCGAAAGCACACGCAGAGACUGCUGAGAAGCUUCCUGAAAUCAGGAGGGAAGGUGAUCGAUUCUGUCACGUGGCACCAUUACUAUGUGAAUGGACGAAGUGCAACAAAGGAAGAUUUCUUGAGCCCUAAAGUGCUGGAUACCUUUGCCACAGCUGUACAUGAAGUCCUGGAGAUCGUUGAUGGGACUGUGCCCAACAAGAAGGUGUGGCUGGGAGAGACGAGCUCUGCCUAUGGAGGGGGAGCUCCAAGGCUGUCCAACACUUACGUUGCCGGUUUUAUGUGGCUGGACAAACUUGGGCUUUCAGCCAGGCAGGGGAUUGACGUGGUGAUGAGACAGGUUUUCUUUGGGGCAGGUACCUAUCACCUGGUGGAUGCCAACUUUGAGCCUUUGCCGGACUACUGGCUCUCGCUGCUUUACAAGAAGCUGGUGGGUACCAAGGUGCUGCAGGUUGGCCUGACAGGAGCCGAUGAGAGGAAGCUCCGUGUCUACCUCCACUGCACGAACCCCCUCCACCCAAAAUACAGAGAAGGGGAUGUGACGCUGUUUGCUUUAAACCUCUAUAAUGUCACCCAACAUUUGCAGCUACCAAAUCACUUAUCAAGCAAGCACGUGGAUCAGUACCUCUUACUGCCUCAUGGCAAAGUGAAUAUCCUUUCCAGAUCUAUUGAGCUGAAUGGCCGUGUGCUACAGAUGGUGGAUGACAAAACACUGCCAGAGCUUAUUGAAAAACCCCUUGGUCCCGGCAGCAUACUCGGCCUUCCAGCCUUCUCUUACGGUUUUUAUGUUAUCAAAAACACCAAAGCUAUUGCUUGCAUUUAA